Molecule: messenger RNA, 1059 nt
Organism: Adineta steineri
Lineage: Eukaryota; Metazoa; Rotifera; Eurotatoria; Adinetida; Adinetidae
Source: the annotation of a GenBank genome assembly
AUGAAUACUCGUCGAUUAAAUAAUUCCAUGACGAAUACCGAAUAUCGUAUUGAUUUAAAUCCACAGAAUAAUAUCGAAGAUAUUGAAACAAUUGGAGAAGAAAUUGUUAAUCAAACACAACAACCAACAACACGACCAACGCCAGUAACAAAUGAAAUUAAUAAUGAUCAUCUUCAUCAAUUAAUUACUAUAUUAAAAGAGAAUUUAACAUCAACAUUUCCUUUUGCACUUAUUCUGAUACUUAAAGCAUUUUAUGAACAUUCAGCUGGUAUAUUUAUGGUAAUAUUCUUUUCGGCAAGUAUUUAUCAUGCAAAUACAGUUCUGGUUCAACAAGCAGCUUUAAAAUCAUCUCGCAAUUUAUGGCCAGUUAUUAGAGUGAUAACAAUUCUUAGUCUUUCUUUAAUACUUUUUUUGUAUUUAUUUCGUCAAGAAAAAUUUUAUUUAUGUCUUAUAUUUGCUCGUCCUAAUUAUGCAAAAUGGGAUUUAUGGACUCUUCUUUGGAUACUUUAUUCAACAUUUUGUAUUGUUAAGAUGAUUGUGAUGAUUCUAAAAAGUUUAUUAAUAUUAUAUCCAAUAAAAACUGAUAAAAGUAAAUAUUGUUUAACAUAUCGUAAACGUGGUUCAUAUUUUUCAUUAAUUGAACAUUUAUCACAAUUUUAUAUAAGUGUAUUAACAAUUCGCCCAUGGGUGCAUUUUAUAAUGGAAAAAAAUCAAGAAAAUUAUUUAUUUGCAACAUUUCUCUUAAUAUUUUAUGCAAUUGUUAAACUUUAUAAUAUUUAUAAAACACUUGUACAAUUACGUGGAUCAUUAAAAGAAGCAUUUCAAACAUUACCAUUUCCAUCAGCAUCAAUAAAUGAAUUGAGAGAGAAUAUGUGUCCAAUUUGUCAAUCAGAAUAUCAAGAUCCAAUUAUAUUAACAUGCAAACAUGUUUUUUGUGAAGAAUGUGUAUCAUCAUGGCUUGAUCGAAAUGCUUCAUGUCCACUUUGUCGAUGUAAAUUACCAAUAGGACAAGCAAAUUUUCGUGAUGGAUUUACUUCAGGCUAUCUUAUUUGGUACUAA